Rotaria socialis is the source of this 1515-nucleotide messenger RNA. The record is from the annotation of a GenBank genome assembly. Lineage: Eukaryota; Metazoa; Rotifera; Eurotatoria; Philodinida; Philodinidae.
AUGUCCGCCGAAGAAAGUGAAGACGAAGAUUUUACAAUCUUUCCAAAUCUGCUCGAUGAUAAUUCACCAUUGAAGAAAAAAAAAGAUUUAUAUCGCCUACCAGAAUGGAUGUCUUCAUUAGCCAAACGAUUUGAUAGCGGACAGAUAACAUCGGAAGCAACGACUUCUAUCGAUCAAAUUGAUUAUCUUGACGAAGAUAUUCGAUCGAUAUUAACUAAGGAUCUUUCUAUUCAACAUCUAUUUCCGGUGCAAUCGCAAGUAAUACCUUACUUAAUUCAACAAAAUCAAUCCCAUUCACCAAUACCAUUAGCUGAUAUUUGUGUGUCAUCGCCGACCGGUAGUGGAAAAACGUUAACCUACGUUGUACCAUUGUUACAAUGUAUUCGUAAACGUGUUAUACGUGCUAUUCGUAUUGUUAUACUUUUACCGGUACAAGAUUUAGCUGAACAAGUUUUCAAUGUUGUUCAUCAAAUGGGAAAUAAAUUACAAUUGAAAACAGCGUUACUUGCUGGGCAACAUUCAUUUGAAGAUGAACAAAAACUUUUAGUAAAGCAACAAUUGAACGGAACUUGGACAUCAUCGAUUGAUGUUAUUGUUUGUACACCUGGUCGACUUGUUGAACAUAUAAGUCGAACACCAGGGUUUUCUUUGACGCAUCUUCGUUAUCUUGUGAUUGAUGAAGCUGAUCGAAUCAUUGACGAAUUUAAACAAGACUGGUUGAAUAUUCUUGAUCAUGCUGUUGGUUUAUCUAGUCAAAUAAAAAAUGAUUUUCAACCAUAUAUGCUUAGUGAACCAUCGACGAGUCAUAAAGCCUAUCAAAAAUUACUAUUCUCAGCAACAUUAACACAUAAUCCGGAAAUUCUACAACAAUUGAAUUUGUUUCGUCCGGUACUUUUUUCAUCGUUAGCAACAUCGUCAUCGAUUAUCAUGCCAUCGACAUUACAUGAAAAUUUCAUUGUGUGCUCAAUAACAUAUAAACCGUUGAUUGUUGCUUAUCUCAUUCAAAAUCAACUACAUUCCGAACGAAUCAUGAUAUUCGUUCAUUCAAAAAAAGAUGUAGAUCGUCUAACUUCUUUACUACGAAUACUUCUACCCGAUGAUAUUAAAGUUAGUCAUAUAUCAAGAAAUUUACAAUCGAAUAAAAUUCAAACACGCUUAGCGAUGUUUGAAAAUGGACAAAUUCAAAUUCUUGUUUGUUCAGAUGUUGUUGCUCGUGGUAUUGAUAUUCAGAAUAUUGAUUGUGUUAUUCUCUAUGAUUUACCGAAAAAUAUUCGUACAUACACACAUCGUAUUGGUCGUACGGCUCGUGCUGGUAAAUUGGGUCGUGCAAUAACAAUAGUUGAAAAAGAACGUUUGACGAUGUUUCGUGGAACAAUAAAACCCUAUCGACGAAAUAAACUUAAACAUAUGGAUAUUAAAAAGCAAGAUUUUUCAUACAUGUUAGAUGAUUAUCAAAAAGCUCUAGAAACAUUCUCUAGUAAAGAACAAAAGAAAAAAUUAAGACAAAAAAAAUAA